AUGGAAUCUCUCUGCUGCCAGCUGUGGCGCGUAUUCGUAACAUUUUGCUUUACUUUCAUACUCAUAUCUUCAAAAUUUCAUAAAAGUGUUGCUGAUCCUAAAUACAGUGCAAUUUUGGUCUUUGGUGAUUCGUAUGUUGACAAUGGGAACAACGCCUACUUUGUUACUCUGUGUAGCACCAACUAUCCCCCAUAUGGAUCCAAAUAUCCAGGCAAACCUGCCGGCCGCCCGUCGGACGGGAAACUUGUUCCGGACAUUCUGGCAACAAUGCUCGGCAUCAAGGAAGCCGUUCCUCCGUAUCUGCAGCCGAAUCUACCCAACCAUGAACUGAUUACCGGCGUUGGCUUCGCGUCGAGUUGUGCAGGAUUCGACGAUCGGACUUACGAUUUCAUGCCUAGAAUCUCAAUGUCAAAGCAGCUGGAAUAUUUUAAGGAUUAUAUCUCGAGGCUGACAACGAUUGUAGGGGAAAUGGAGGCUCAAAGAAUUGUUAGCGAAGCUUUAGUGAUUAUUCAUGCGGGAGUCAACGAUUUGACUGCCGGUGAUUUUUCGGUUACAUCGACGGUCAAUCGGAUUUUUCAGUCCAACUCUUCCUCCUCCGCCUCCGCGGAUAACGAGUACCAGGACUUUUUGAUGCAAAAAGUUCAAAACUUUUUCGAGGAAUUGUAUGUUCUUGGUUGUCGCCGCAUGAUCUUCAUGGGUUUACCGCCAUUUGGUUGUGUACCAUUCAAGAGGGCACAAAAUCUCCCAUCUUUCCAAUGUGUGGAAAAGACUAACUUAGAGACUCAAACUUUCAACAAGAAGCUGGUAGAUCUGCUUCCUCAAAUCCAGGCAAAACUUCCAGGAAGCAAACUUGUGCUGGUUGACAUAUUUGGUCUGGUUAUGGACAUGAUACACCAACCGAACAAAUAUGGUUUCGUGGACGCUGGAAAAGGAUGUUGCCAAAUCAACCCAUCUUGGCCCUUAUGCCUACCGCUAAUCCCACAUUGCAGCAACUCUUCACAAUACUUGUUUUGGGAUGGUGUGCAUUUUACAGAAGCAGCCUACACUUAUUUUGCUGAGGAAAUCUUCAUUAAGUUAUCUGCGUUAUGA
This is a messenger RNA of Oldenlandia corymbosa var. corymbosa, 1089 nucleotides long. The record is from the annotation of a GenBank genome assembly. Lineage: Eukaryota; Viridiplantae; Streptophyta; Magnoliopsida; Gentianales; Rubiaceae.